This is a messenger RNA of Xenopus laevis (African clawed frog), 1827 nucleotides long. It is a transcript of the gene wnt3.L, whose product is annotated as Wnt family member 3 L homeolog. The coding region runs from base 148 to 1212 and encodes 354 amino acids. Lineage: Eukaryota; Metazoa; Chordata; Amphibia; Anura; Pipidae. Gene Ontology annotation, molecular function: signaling receptor binding; cytokine activity; frizzled binding. The transcript has 5 exons. Gene Ontology annotation, biological process: animal organ development; cell fate commitment; canonical Wnt signaling pathway. Gene Ontology annotation, cellular component: extracellular region. The record is from RefSeq and is a predicted model, not a curated record.
AAAAUGCACCUACACCCCUGCCCCCAGACAGACAGACACACAGAGAGGACAGACCUGCUUCACAUGGAACGUGUCUCACCUCCCCAUUAGGGAUCACUCACUCCCCCCAACACCUGCCGAAUUCUCCAGGGAAACCCAGCGCCCCCCAUGGACAGACUCCGUCUCUUACACCUCCUCUGGAUCUUCUCCGCUGCCCCGGUAUUGGCAGGUUACCCCAUCUGGUGGUCCUUGGCACUCGGCCAGCAGUACAGCUCCCUUGGGUCGCAGCCAAUCCUCUGUGGAUCUAUACCAGGUCUUGUCCCGAAACAGAUGCGGUUCUGCCGGAACUACAUUGAGAUCAUGCCCAGCGUAGCAGAGGGGAUAAAGCUGGGAAUUCAAGAAUGUCAGCAUCAGUUCAGGGGUCGCCGCUGGAACUGCACCACCAUUCACGACAGCCUGGCUAUCUUCGGACCGGUACUGGACAAAGCCACCCGUGAAUCAGCCUUUGUCCACGCCAUUGCCUCUGCCGGAGUGGCCUUUGCUGUAACUCGUUCUUGUGCUGAAGGCAGUUCCACAAUCUGCGGCUGUGACUCUCACCACAAAGGCUCCUCUGGAGAUGGUUGGAAGUGGGGUGGCUGCAGCGAGGAUGCGGACUUUGGAGUUCUGGUGUCCCGCGAAUUUGCUGAUGCCAGAGAGAACAGGCCAGACGCCAGAUCGGCUAUGAACCGACACAACAACGAGGCAGGAAGAGCGACCAUCCUUGACCACAUACACCUCCGAUGUAAAUGCCAUGGUCUCUCUGGCAGCUGUGAGGUUAAAACUUGCUGGUGGUCCCAACCUGACUUUCGAGCUAUUGGGGAUCACCUAAAGGAUAAGUAUGACAGUGCCUCUGAGAUGUCAGUGGAGAAGCACCGGGAAUCCCGAGGUUGGGUAGAAACACUGAGGUCCAAAUACUCACUCUUUAAACCUCCCACCGAGAGGGACCUUGUGUACUAUGAAACAUCCCCCAACUUUUGUGAACCCAAUGCAGAAACCGGAUCGUUUGGGACCCAGGGCCGUUCCUGUAAUGUGACAUCUCAUGGGAUUGAUGGAUGUGACCUCCUGUGUUGUGGAAGGGGUCACAACACACGCACUGAGAAACGCAAGGAGAAGUGUCACUGCAUUUUCCACUGGUGCUGUUAUGUGAGUUGCCAAGAAUGCGUGCGCAUCUAUGAUGUCCACACCUGCAAGUGAAACCAAGGCUCCUGCUGAAGAACGUAUCACUGUGUCACCUCCGCUGGAAGGAGCUGGUUCCACCUGAAGCACGACCAUCCCACAGAUGAAGAACAAGGCUGAACUAGUUUGACUUCAGGAAUAGACGCAACUCUUACUUGGCCAUAGGAACCAGGAGAGUAGGGUUAAAUGUAGCGAGAACAUUUGCUUUCUUUAGCUUCCCAACUGAAUUAAGUUUAGUUUUAGGGUCUCUCUUGGAAUAUGAGAACACUUAGGGAGCUGUUCCUGCUGAAUUGUGCUUACUGCGGAGGAAUAUUUAAUCUAUCUAUGCCUUAAGCAUUCUAUUACUGGCAACUUUCAGAAGGCCACACAGCCCUAGUGAUAUCAGGCCAAGCACCAGAUACUUUUUUAUAGUAAUUAUAACACAAUAGGAGGGGUUUGAUAGCUAUACAGGAAAGUUAGUGUCUGCAAACAGACAUAAGGCAAACCUAAACCUGUAGCAACACCUUAAUAUAAUCCAAUCUAAAGGCACCAGUGUUGGGCCACCACUCUCUCCAACAGAGAUGAAGGUUCCAGAUUUCCCAGACUUUCCAUUCCAGCCCAGGGUCACAGUAUCGGAAAUACCUUUGUCCCAAA